Brugia malayi is the source of this 1836-nucleotide messenger RNA. RefSeq lists its product as uncharacterized. The transcript has 14 exons. The coding region runs from base 1 to 1836 and encodes 611 amino acids. The record is from RefSeq and is a predicted model, not a curated record. NCBI's taxonomy places the organism in Eukaryota, Metazoa, Nematoda, Chromadorea, Rhabditida, Onchocercidae. Gene Ontology annotation, molecular function: calcium channel activity; calcium, potassium:sodium antiporter activity. Gene Ontology annotation, biological process: intracellular calcium ion homeostasis; calcium ion transmembrane transport. Gene Ontology annotation, cellular component: membrane.
AUGUUAAAUGCAAAUAAACAACUGUUGGUUGACAAAUAUUCGCUUAAUUUUCCAGUCAGAAUAGUCGAUAAGGUGAACAAAGGACGAAGGUUGCUUAAAUCGAAGAAUAUAAGUACUAAUUGGUAUCAACUUCUUACUCCUUUAAAAAGUAAUCGUGAAUUAUUGGUUGCAAAGAAUUCGGCGUUUUUUCGAAUGUUCAAAUUUCGUCGACUACUCAACGUAGAGACCACCGAUCGUUGUUUUCGUUCACCGAUUAGUUCAAGUGGGUCAAAUUCCAGUUUUUUUCCGAAAGAUUAUUUUACAUUAGAGCAACGUCGUCGUGGAGCACUUUUUCUGCACUUUUUUGGUCUCAUUUAUAUGUUUAUUGCAAUAUCCGUCGUUUCCGAUGAAUUUUUCGUUCCCUCACUUAAUGUUAUUACAGGAAAGUUGUCAAUACGGAAUGAUGUUGCUGGAGCCACGUUUAUGGCUGCCGGCGGUUCCGCACCUGAAUUUUUUGCCAGUUUAUUUGGGGUUUUCAUUACUCAAAAUAAUGUCGGCAUUGGGACUAUUGUUGGUAGUGCUACAUUCAAUAUUUUAUGUGUGUUGGCAUUUUGUACAUUCUUUUCACUAGAAACGCUGAAAAUUACUUGGUGGCCCAUGCUCAGAGACAUUUUUUUCUACAUGUUAGCAUUGUUUUUGUUGGUAUUGUUUUUCCUAGACGAAGAGAUUCAGUGGCACGAAGCAAUUUCACUCUUCAUUAUUUAUAUUAUUUAUGGUAUUGCUAUGAGUUAUAACGAACAGCUUGAAAAAAAUUUCAAAAUCAUUCUCUAUGAAAUCACUCAGCAUUUAUGCUCUUCAAUUUUGAAUGAUACAUCAAUGCAAGGAAGGAUAACGCCACCAUCUAUCACUACUGUAAAACAGAUGAAAUCAGUUUCGACGCAAAAUAAGUCUCCAAUUUGUCACUCAGCAGAAGGUUCAAAUGAAUUCACUAAAACGACAACAGCGAAAUUACAUGAUAUGAUUCAAAGAAAUUGUCAAAAUAAUAUUUCAAAUGUUAUGCCUGAGAUUGAGCUCCCCGGAUCGAUAACGAAGCUGAUGAAUGAAAUGGAUUGUGAAAUUGCUCGACGAAACCCUACAGGAUCUAAAAAAGUUGUAGUACAUGAGAAGUGUGCUGUGUUAAAAGAAAAAGUUAGUGAGUCGGAAGUACCAAUCAACAUCUCGUGGCCAUCUUCAACUAAAGCACAAUUAUCUUAUCUGUUUUUGGCUCCAAUUAUGCUUCCUCUUUAUUACACACUUCCAGAUUCGAAGAAUUCAUCAUCCAAGAAGUAUUUUGUAAUAACUUUCAUGGGAUCAAUUUUAUGGAUUGGUUUUUUCUCAUAUCUGAUGAUUUGGUGGGCAAAGGUAAUCGGUGAAACAGUAGGUAUGCCGGAUGAGAUAAUGGGUUUAACAGUGUUAGCUGCUGGGACAAGCGUACCUGAUCUUAUUUCCAGUGUGAUCGUUGCCCGCAAAGGACUUGGUGACAUGGCUGUGUCAAGCUCCAUUGGAAGCAACCUUUUCGAUAUUUGUGUCGGAUUACCAAUUCCUUGGCUGCUGCAAUUUGCAAUUCGCUGGCUGACUAAUUCAUUCUCAGCUGCUCGUUUGGACACUAUACCAGUUAUAUCAAAAGGUCUCGUCUGCUCUGUCGGUCUUCUAUUUCUAAUGCUGAUUGUCUUAAUAGUUGCUGUGAAAAUUUGUCGAUGGGAAAUGAAUAAAAUAUUCGGAAUAAUGAUGAUCAUUGCCUAUUUAGCAUUUUGUGUGCUUAGUGUUUUAAUAGAAUUAGGUUACAUUAUUUGCCCACUUAUUGUUGCAUGUAACUAA